Messenger RNA from Acaulospora morrowiae, 591 nucleotides. The record is from the annotation of a GenBank genome assembly. NCBI's taxonomy places the organism in Eukaryota, Fungi, Glomeromycota, Glomeromycetes, Diversisporales, Acaulosporaceae.
CGGGUUACAAUGGAUUCACUGAUGAUCCAAAGGGUGUGGUAAAAAUAUGGGAUAUUAAUAGUAGGAAAAAGGAGUGCAGUCAUAAGUGUCCGUUUACUUGUAGUGUGAGUUGUAUCGAUGUCUCGAAAAAUGGAAAUUGGGUAGCAUGCGGGACUACUGGAAUCGGAAACGAUCUAGGAGAUGGAUCAAUGUGGAUUUGGGACAUCCGCAGUCAAAGUAGAACCGAAACGAUAUGUGAAGAAAAAGAUGCAAAUGUGAUUGCUAUUUCGCCGAACGAUUUCUACAUAGCCUUGGGAGGAACUUCGAAUUCUGUUUACGUAUUUGACACAAGACAAUUAAAUUCGAUUCUUCGCGUUCUUCGACACGAAAAUCCAAAUGAUGGUCUUCCUCAUGAUGGCGUAAUGUCGUUACAAUGGGUACCCGGCAGUAAUAUUUUAAUUAGCGGUGGAAACGAUAAUUGCGUAAAAGUUUGGAAUAUUGGAGACUAUAAAGAGAACAGAAUGAUUUAUCAAUUCACAAACCAUGAUAGUCCCGUUACUUCUAUCAGAUUGUCUCCAGAUUUUAAGGUUAUGACGGUUGGUGUGUCAACUG